AUAUUUCUCUCAAUAUUUUUUUUCAAAAAUUAAAGAAAAAAUGCCUUUAGUUCUCCCUCCGUCCAUCUCCUCUCCUCGUCCUCCGCCGCCCCCUCUCCUCCAGCCCCCAAAAUCAAAAUCCUAGACCCUAGAUUCGAACCCUGAAACCUUCAUCGCAAACCGUCGCUCCGAUGCCGGCGGUGGGGCUCCGGCGGGGCUUCCACCCGGCGACGUGAUCCAAUUGGACGGAAGAAGAGCAGGGGAGGUAAGGGCUGUGUGGUGGUUUGGUCGGAAAUGGGAGGGGUGAAGUCGAAGAUGGCGGCAAAAUUCGCCUUCUUCCCGCCGGACCCGCCGUCGUACGGGGUGGCGGUGGAGGACGAGGCGACGGGGCGGCUGGUGAUGACGGAGGUGCCGCGCCUGCAGGGUGUGGAGGUCCGGAGGCUGCGGACCAAUCGGGGGACAGAGAUCGUGGCCAUGCACGUAAGGAACCCUGGGGCCAAGUUCACCGUCCUCUACUCCCAUGGCAACGCGGCGGACCUGGGACAGAUGUAUGAGCUCUUCGUCGAGCUCAGCCGUUGCCUCAGGGUCAACUUGAUGGGGUAUGACUACUCUGGCUAUGGACAAUCAUCGGGAAAGGCGAGCGAGCAAAAUACUUAUGCAGAUAUUGAGGCUGCUUAUAGAUGCCUUAAGGAGACAUAUGGAACUCAUGAAGAAGAUAUCAUUUUAUAUGGACAAUCAGUUGGCAGUGGUCCUACUUUGGAUUUAGCCACUCGCUUGCCUCAUUUAAGAGCAGUUGUUCUACAUAGUCCCAUUUUGUCUGGGCUACGAGUUAUGUAUCCUGUGAAGGAUACAUAUUGUUUUGACAUAUACAAGAACAUUGAGAAAAUUCCACAUGUCAAUUGUCCUGUUUUAGUUAUUCACGGAACUGAUGAUAAUGUUGUAAAAAUCUACCAUGGGAAGCAGCUUUGGGAACUGUGCAAAGAAAAGUAUGAGCCUCUGUGGAUUCAGGGAGGAAACCAUUGUAACUUGGAGCUUUAUCCUGAUUUCAUAAGGCAUCUCAGAAAAUUUAUAUCAGCCAUAGAGAAGUCGCCAGCAAUAAAAAAUGAAUCAGCUGAGAGCUCAGAUUUCUCUGAUGCUCCUCGGACAAGCUCUGACUUUUCUGAGUUUUCAAGGAAAAGCAUAGACCAGUGGGAGAAGUCUAGGCUUAGUACUGACAAUUCAGAGUUUCCCAGGAAGAGAUCAGACCAGAAGGAGAUGUCUAGGCCAAGUACCAACAGUUCAGAUCUUCCAAGGAAGAGCACAGAGCAGAAGUCUAGGCCAAGCAUUGACCGUACAGAGAAACCUAGGCAAAGCACAGAUCGGAGGGAAAAGUCAAGAACCAGCACUGAUAGGAGAGAAAAAUCAAGAAAGAGUGUUGAUCAUGCUGACAAGGUGAACGAUAACCCAGACCAGCCAGAGAAACCAAGGAAAAGCAUAGAUCGCUUUGGAGAUAUGAUGAGAUCGGUGGGGUUGUGCAAUAUCGACUGUUUCAAAGACAAAGCUUCCGGGCCCUGAGGCAUUCAGAGGCAAAUAAUAUCUACAAGUUAUGGCAUCCAGCAGUGCUAUUUGCAGGUGAGGCUGUUAAAAGCUGGACCAAAAACCUGAUUUUAUACUAUUUUUGGAUGAGUCUGUUUCAAAAUUUUCAUGUUUUCAGCCAGGCCUGAGGUUAUUUUUUAAAGCUGUGGCUGUUUUAUGGCGGGCAUGUACAUGUUCAUCAACAUUGGGAAUCAGAAUUACAAAGCAUUCAUGAUUUUAAUUUUUUAUAGUAGAUUUUCUGUCUUUUAAUCUCAAUGCUCGUUGGUGUAGUAACUAUGUCAUCAACUUGCUGAUUAAUUUAUCAGUGUAUACACACUUUCUCAUCUAGAAAGGCAACCAUUGCGAGAAACCAGUAGCAUUCCUGGCCAAACUUCGCAUGCUGCUUAUAUCAGCCUUGUGUACAUGAGAGAAU
Messenger RNA from Phoenix dactylifera (date palm), 1966 nucleotides. The record is from RefSeq and is a predicted model, not a curated record. NCBI's taxonomy places the organism in Eukaryota, Viridiplantae, Streptophyta, Magnoliopsida, Arecales, Arecaceae.